UCACCUUUGUUUGGGCAGGCCCAGGCGAGCUGUCCGUGUUUUUGUCCCAAAAUUCACCGUUUUUUCUUGAAAAGGCGUCACGACGAUCGCCAUAACCAUCCGAACAGCUGUGUCCAGGUGUAGAGCAGCGUUCUAUCUUCCAACCAUGCCGAAAAGAAAGGCCGCAGGGGAUGCAGAACCAGCCAAGAAGGCCAAAGCAGAAGCCGGAGGGACGUCGUCGCAAUCUGACUUCUCAUCCAAUGCUAAGACUAAGUCUGGGAAACACUGGAACCUGAAGAUUGCCUCGUGGAAUGUGGAUGGACUGAGAGGAACAGUUAAGAAAAACGGGCACGCCUACAUCACGCAGGAGGACCCCGACAUCAUCUGUCUGCAGGAGACCAAGUGUACGGACAAGGAUGUGCCCAAGGAGUUCACCAGCACCGUCGAGGGUUACCAUGGUUACUGGUACUCACCCACCGAGAAGAAGGGGUACGCGGGGACGGCCCUGCUGUCCAAAACCAAGCCACACAAAGUCACCUACGGGAUAGGUGUAGAGGAGCAUGAUGAUGAGGGUCGAGUCAUCACAGCAGAGUUUGACAACUUCUACAUGGUCACAGCCUAUGUUCCAAAUGCUGGCAAGAAGCUUGUUAGGCUAGACUACCGCCAGACGUGGGACGAGGCCUUUACAGACUACCUGAAGAAGCUGGACAAGAAGAAGCCGGUGGUUCUGUGCGGGGACCUCAACGUGGCGCACAACGAAAUCGACUUGAAGAACCCAAAGACCAACAGGAACAAGACUCCCGGGUUCACAGACCAGGAGCGGGAGGGGUUCACCAGUCUGCUGGACCAGGGCUUCAAGGACAGCUACAGGGAACUGUACCCUGAGGAGACAGACUGUUACACUUUCUGGACUUACAUGGGGGGAGCCAGGGCCAAGAAUGUUGGCUGGCGACUGGACUACUUCGUGCUUUCGGACCGGCUGAUGCCACACCUGUGCGAUAACGUCAUCAGGUCAGGGGUCAUGGGCAGUGACCACUGCCCCAUCGUCCUGCUGCUGGCCAUGGGCAAGUAACGACCUUGGAGUCGUGGAACAUGACCUUGAGAAUGUCGGAAGGACGUGACAUCUUACAGAGCUCAAGGUUGCAGAAAGGUCACGGUUUUCAUCCAACAAAAGGUCAAAUGUGUAGAAAAGUCAUAUACGUUACAUUUGAAAGUAAAGUUGGUCAAAAGGUAAAAAAACAUACAUUUUAUAGAGGUCAGACUCAUAGGAAAAGUUUUGUAGAGAUCUGUUUGUAGCUGUUCAGACAGUGCACAGGUGUAAAUGUUUACUAGAAACCACACUCUAGGAGGUUAACCCAUUGUUAAACAUUGUAUGUGUUCCCCUAGCUGCUAGCUUAGAGAAAUAUUAACAUGGAGAGAGAGGCUAACAAGUCACAUAAUUGUGUAGCUGUUCAGACAAAGUUCAGGUAUAUUGAUGUUUACAAGUCACAAUUUGGGAGCUUAUUCCAUAUGGUACUCGAGUUUCCUAAUCUGUUAACUUGGUGAUUGAAACAAACUGAAUUUCAGAUUUUAACAGAACUGACAAUUCAUCAGGCUAAUACAGCAGUCUUUGCAUACAGUUUCCAGUUUAGGUAUUAGAAACCUGAAGUCACU
Molecule: messenger RNA, 1632 nt
Organism: Branchiostoma belcheri (Belcher's lancelet)
Lineage: Eukaryota; Metazoa; Chordata; Leptocardii; Amphioxiformes; Branchiostomatidae
Product: DNA-(apurinic or apyrimidinic site) lyase-like
Exons: 10
Coding region: 146-1051 (301 amino acids)
Biological process (GO): base-excision repair
Cellular component (GO): nucleus
Molecular function (GO): DNA binding; endonuclease activity; phosphoric diester hydrolase activity
Source: RefSeq, a predicted model, not a curated record